Molecule: messenger RNA, 4842 nt
Organism: Serinus canaria (Common canary)
Lineage: Eukaryota; Metazoa; Chordata; Aves; Passeriformes; Fringillidae
Gene: S1PR3
Product: sphingosine-1-phosphate receptor 3
Exons: 2
Coding region: 632-1777 (381 amino acids)
Biological process (GO): G protein-coupled receptor signaling pathway
Cellular component (GO): membrane
Molecular function (GO): sphingosine-1-phosphate receptor activity
Source: RefSeq, a predicted model, not a curated record
UCCCAUCACUGGCACAAUCCACGCGCCUAUCGCUGUCCUUGGGUUGCUAUUAUUCACUCAAUAACUCUGUCAAGAGGUACCUUUCCAGGAGCGUGCUGUAAUCAACAGUUCUGGGUCAAACCCGAAGAAGUACUUUUACCGAGAAUUUCUGAAUGUUUUACCCUGUACCUCUCGACUCAAGCUCUCUGAAGGUCGCAUUACUGGACACAGUGAAACAGCGGUAGAAUACGUACAACCUCACUUGAACAUUCGAGUCGCCCGACCCGAGAAACCCUCCACCUCGCAUUCUUCUGGACCUUAUAAAUACUCGGCGGUGGGCUCUGCCGCCUCACAUUUUCACGCCGGCUGCCCAAAACGCCCUUUAAGCAUUAAACGCGCUGGUACCCCCGCGGCCGUGUCCCGCCGGCAGCUUCCAACCCCGGGGCGCUGCUCCUCCGGGCACGCGGCACGAGCCUGGUUUGAGAGCCAUUCUUCCGAGUAAUAUGCGAGGCGUACUGGAGGUGAGGAUACACAACGCCUACCCAGCGGAGCAUUGGGAGAAACGUGGCUUGAUCUCCCUCUUGUGGAAAAUUAUUGGAACUAUAUUCUUGUGAUACUGAAGAAAAAAAGUCCAGCAUCCAUUGGGAAACAAAUGAUGGCAGCUGUUACCAUGCCCCCUGAUGCUCUUGUCAGCCCUCAAGGAAAUGAAGAGGUGGACUCUCUUAUUGCACUGCAUUAUAAUUACACAGGAAAGCUUAUUUUAAGGGAAAAGGCAACUGAUAAAAUAGACCUGCCCACUAUUUCAUUUCUGAUCCUAUGUAGUUUCAUAGUCCUGGAAAACCUGAUGGUGUUGAUUGCCAUAUGGAAAAACAAUAAAUUUCACAACCGCAUGUACUUUUUCAUUGGCAAUCUAGCACUCUGUGAUCUUUUAGCUGGGAUUGUUUACAAGGUAAACAUUCUUAUGUCUGGGAAGAAAACUCUGAGCUUGUCCUCUACAAUCUGGUUCAUUAGGGAAGGCAGCAUGUUUGUUGCUCUGGGAGCUUCCACUUUCAGCUUGCUAGCGAUAGCUAUUGAGCGGCACUUGACCAUGAUUAAAAUGAGGCCUUACGACGCAAAUAAAAAAUACAGAGUGUUCCUUCUCAUUGGCACGUGCUGGCUUAUUUCAAUUUCCUUGGGUGCCCUCCCCAUCCUCGGCUGGAACUGUAUAAACAACUUACCAGAUUGCUCAACAAUUUUGCCUCUGUACUCCAAAAAUUAUGUUGUGUUCUGCAUUAGUAUCUUCAUAGCCAUUUUGGUCGCCAUUGUCAUCCUUUAUGCCCGCAUCUAUAUACUGGUAAAGUCCAGCAGCCGUAAUGUCACCAACCACAAUAACUCGGAGCGGUCCAUGGCACUCCUUAGGACUGUUGUGAUUGUCGUUAGUGUCUUCAUUGCAUGCUGGUCUCCACUGUUCAUCCUGUUCCUCAUCGAUGUGGCCUGCAGAGUCAAGGAGUGCUCCAUCUUGUACAAAGCCCACUGGUUUAUUGCUCUGGCAGUCAUCAAUUCUGCAAUGAAUCCCAUCAUCUACACCCUGGCCAGUAAGGAAAUGCGUCGGGCUUUCUUUCGCCUUGUUUGUGGCUGCCUGGUGAAAUCCAAGGUGGCCAGAUCUUUGCCUAUUCAACCCACUCCAGAUCACAGUCGAAGUAAAUCCAGCAGUAGCAAUACGCAGAAGCCAAAAGAAGAUUUCCCACCAAUAAAUGUUCCCUCAUGUAUUGCUGAGAAAAGUGAAUCUCCAUUUCACAAUGGAAACUUCUGUAAGUAAGGGACUACUCAAGACAAGUACUUUUCUGUGUUUUUAGUUUUAAGCUACAGGUGUAGUUUAAAUAUUCAUGCACUUCAGUCACAGGCGAAAACACUAACUGUUUAUUUAACUUUGAGAACUUAUUUAUCAACAAUCAUUUGCUUUGGGUGUUCAUUCGGUUACACACCUGAUUCAGAAAAAGCCUUUCAGGCUACCCAGCGGCCAGGACAGAGUCCAUGCAUAGCUAAGGACAUCGAGUGCCGCAAUGGCGUUGCAUGCUAAGGCUUCAUUUGGCACCUCCUGAUCUUGCAAGACAUCAUUAAAACCUGUUAGAAACUUCAGCAUUCACUAAAGACUGCUGACAACUCUAAGAUGAGCCCAGUUAUUGCCAUCUGGGAGAAGAAUUCAUUGGAUAAGUUGGUGAUUAUUGUUCUCUAUAUGUAUCUUGCUGUUGUGUUAAUGGCCUUAUAAGUAUGUGGUACAAAUAGCUGUGUAUUUGUACAAUUUCUCAUUAAAAAGUCAUUGAUUGGUAAAAGUUUACAACAUGCUAAACAUUGUAUUGCAGUAUACAGUGUGACUAAUUUUACAAGUAGAUGCGUUUCAAUGGGGAUAUUUAAAAUGAAGUAGUAGCUUUUAACUGUCAGAAACUUUAACAAGUCAUAUCAAUGCAGUAUUUUUAUUUUUUCCAUUGUUAUUCAAACUUUUCAUGUUUAGUGAAAGACAACAUGACAGUUGUCAUUGUGGCAUUUCACAACAUAUUUUAAGUGAGCAGUAGUAAACCAUUGAGAGAGGAUAUAUAUUUGCUAUUUAAAGUAGUUAAAAUGUGACCCCUCAAUACAUGUGUAACAAGUGUAUGUGCUGUUUCAAUGCAUAUAUUUUUCCUUACUAUUUUCAAUAUAUUUAAAAAUGUAUGUCCAACCUAUAUAAACCUGUGUACAUUGUGAAUGCACUACCUAAGCUGAGAUCCUUCAGUUCUGAGAGACAGACAUAUCAUUUCAGAAAGCAGUGAACUACAGUGGGUUCCUGUGGAGUUCCUUCUUUCCUUUCUAGGCCCUACCACAGUGUGGGACUGCUCGCUGGGAAGUUCUGCGAGUGGGACAAUGUCCCAUUUUCUGUCAGUGGGAUCCUAUGCUUCUGUCAUUUCUGGACACUUCUGCAGAUACAAGAGGGAAGAUGCGGUACAGCAGGGUCAUGCUGAAGGGCAUAUCUCCAUUUGUACCUGACCCUGCCUAGGAUCUGGAAGGUUUAUUUAGUUUGGAAGACCUGGAGCCCCAGCCCCAGCCUUUCAAGAGCCCAUUCCAGAGAAACCUAACAACUUUUAAGUUCAUCACUGCCUUACCAGCCUGAGUACGGGUUGAUGUUGAAUGUCAAAGCGGUUUCCUGAGUCCUGGAGCAUUAAAGACUUCACAGACAUCUGGUUUCAGGUCCUCAUGGAAGUGGCCUGUGGUACUUCCAUCAAUUGUACUUUAUGGCUGGAGGCUUCAGUGGAGUUUGAUGGGAAAUUCUGGGACAAGUUCCUGUUGUCUCAGUAAGAAUGUAUACAUCUAACUUCAUUGGGCUCUUUCAAAGAUUUGUGUUUAAUGUCUCAAAAUACACUUUGCCUUAUGCACAAUCAGAAGUAGUUGAGGCUUUUUUAAUACACAGCCUGAAAGAGCUCAUCCUUAUCUUUACUCUGGUCUUAAACAUUUAAAGCAGCAUCAUUAGACUCUUCUCAAAUAUGUAUUGUGUAUAAGUUGUGAAUUGUAUGUAGCAAAAACCUUUAAAAUGUAGAGGUUUGCAUUGUGAUUAUCUUUUACAAAUUAAUAGUGUGUAAAUGUAGAAAAGUGUAUAAGAACAAAGAAGAAUUGUAUUUGAAUCAAAUAACUGUGAAAGAGAGUAGUAAAUAUGAAAUAAUUUCUACCAAAAACGUUGAAAAGCAGUGCACUUAGAGGAGAAGAAAAAGCAAAACCAAGGUAAGCAUGAUAUAACUAAAUGUAUUGUACAUACAGGCUGCAGGCUCUGUAGCUUUGUGAGAAAUAGAACUGGUGACGUUGCAUUGCCAUGGCUUGAUUAGGUUUUUAGAUUUUACAUUGCUGUUGGGCUGUAUUGUGGAAGUUCUCUCCCGAAGUUGUGGCUUUUAAAACUGUAAGCUUAAAUAUUUGUGUACUUGUGUUAGUUGUCAGUGUGGUGGCACAUGGCAGCUUCCUUGCUAUUGUAGAGCAGAUAGGCCUUAGGAACAAAAUGAUUUGAGAAAACAUGGUUGCUGAACCCACACCAACCCUCAUGUCAAGGCUGUUACAUGAUUCUUGUUGUAUAGGUGAAAAAUAAAAAUUUUUUGAUGGCCAAAGUCCGAGAAGAUGUACAUAAAAGUGAGUUUUAACAUCUGUGUUCUAGCCUUAGCUAUUCUCAGUAUUGGUGCAAGAUACAAGUAAUGCAAAGAACUUAAAGCCCAUGGGAUUGCUUGUUAGUACAAAACCCUUUCAUUCUACUUGGAUUUCCUUCUCUUAUUUUGGAGCUGUGGGGAUAUUUUGUUAGUUCACUAGCCUGCUGUACUUGAAGCAGGUUUCUAUGAUUCAUGGCUUCACAUGUAACACUGCUAGUACAAUUUACAAAGUUCUUAUGAUUGGAGAAAAAAAUUAUUGUCAAUACAAUCUUCAGUGAGUCCAUUCCCAUUGGGAAUUACUAAAUAAGGCAUAUUAGUCCAUCCCAUUGGGAAUUACUAGAUAAGGCAUAGAUUGUGAAAGAUUUCAGAGCAGAAUUUAAAUUAGGACAAGUCAAGAGUUUAAGUAGUGGACCUUAAACAGCCAGGAAGAUGCCACACCCUUGAAGCUGGAAAAAGAUGGAAAAUAUCUUCUUUCACCCUAAUAUAUUAUAAAAUUCCUCCAAACACAUUCCAGAAUCUAACUUUUUAUCAUCCAGGCUGAUUUGAGCAUACAGGAAACUGAAUUUGGUUUCCCUUUCCAAUUGGUUUUACAUGGAGCAAAGGCUACGAAGCCAUUCAUUCAUUCAUAUUAUUAAAUGAAUUGGAAUAUUUGUUUUAAUUAUGGAUUAAUAACUGAAUGCAAAUCCAGUCACCUGUGGAAAAAAUAAAGGUUUUCACAAUCUGC